ACGUGCCGUACCGCACCAGUCUGGUUCCGAAUCGGGUCGGACAGGCCAGUGGAAAAGGGGAGGUCUCCCAUCCAAGUACUGACCAGGUCCAGCCCCGCUUAGUUUCUGAGAUCUGACCAGAGCCGGCUUUCAGGGUGGGAAGGCUGUGAAGCAUCUUGUUUUGUAAGGUUGCAUUUGAAACCUUAGCUGGGACCAACUCAAAAUGACAACCCGCUCACCUCACUUAUCAGAUCUGUAUUUCAUAGAGUUAUCUUUCUCUUUUUUGUAAGUAUCUCAUUUCUUCUACUCAUAAAAAGAAAACGCUAUUGAAUACAGUUUUGUAAGUGUGAUUAGCGGGUUGUCAAAGUUUUGAUUUUGCCAUAUGUAUUCAAUAUAAAUCACACCGCAUUAAUACAAUGAAACUUACGCGUCGUGACCUGUAUUGCAUUCUAACUUUGUUCUGUAUUGUAUUCCUUUUAGAAAAGUGUCGGUAAUUUGUGUUGAAGCCGCUGAGCCCACGUGCCUGUAAAACUUUCAGUUUUGUUUUCAGAAAAAAAGAAGCUGCGCGGAAUAAGGCUUGUGAAAUAUGAUGAAAUAGUUUUCAGUACCGCUCCGGUAGUAGCUAUAACAAGCUCGCAGGUUCCUGUUCCCGAACGGACGUCUGAAGUACCGUAUCCCAGGCAGAACAAAAAACAAUUUAAAAACACACAAAUAAAAACAAUAGCUCUCCUCCAUUUGAAACUUACCAGCAGAACUCAUGGAUAAGACUCCCCAAGCAUCCGUCGCCCCUGUGGAACAUGGAGUGUCUAGGAGAAAUAUGGCAAAGGUCAAAAACGAUUCAAAUGAGAGGGCGAGACUGAUAAAAAGUGGAUUGAAUUUUAUCUUGGAGUUCGGUAAACACAUUCAGUUUGAGUCUGACCUUGAGCGUCGGAAGGAAGUUAUGACUGAGGUGCUUCAUUGCAUAUUCUUCCUGGGUCACAUUUACAAAAAUCCUGUUCCACCGGUGAGCUUCUUCACCACAGAAGAACUCUUGCUGCAGUACAAGGAGCUGUUCCCCAGGGCGUUCCAGCAGUAUGCCAGCCAUCUGCCCACACGCACCCCCUUUUCCAUCCUGCUUGCUCUGGUUUCGAGGAGGAACGGUUCUACAAACAGUGAGGCUAUACUGAACCAUCUGGCCCAAAUUAAGAAAGAAUUGCAGGACGAUGACCAAGCUGAAAACAACUACACUCUCACAGCCACGGUCAUCACUGAGUGCUACUCAGGACACGGACAGGAGUGGUUCUACGGCGCGUCCCUGUCUUGUAGUGGCAGUGUAGAGACUAGGAUCAUGAUUGCCCUCUCAUGCAUCGAGACCUGGAACAAGGCUGUAGCACAUGCAGUCUGGAAUGCAGAGAUGAAAAGAAACAGUUGCAUCGAAUUUCCAAGCUAUGUGUUUUGCACAGCCUAUAAAAUAGAUCCUAAAUCAGACUCCUAUGUCACGAUAGCCCCACGUAGUAAAUGCUACACAAUCUUUACCGACGUCACAUUCAAGCCUCCUUUUUGUGGUGAAAGAGGCAGCGAGAAGUUUCGUCUUGGAAACUGUGCUGAAACCGAGUCUCUGAGUCACCUCCUUGAUGCAGAAGAAAAUGUCAGGAAUGAAACUAGAGCUUAUUUAGAUGGAAAAGAGGUCACUGUCGACAGAGCCAGCAUCAUAGAAGAGGCAAAGUUGAAAGCUAAAGAACUGCUGGGACCAAGACAUUUUGAAAUAACGGGUAACAUAUUUAAUUUCUUCCAGUCACAAUGAACGGGCUGCCUGAAGUCUAACCCUUACUGCAGCAGUGUGGAGUACCGGUUAGGGCUUUGGACUCUUGACCGGCGGGUCGUGGGUUCAAUCUCAGAACAGCUUUUAGCAUUCACCAAUUAUAAGGGAUCCCAGAUAAACACCCCAAAUUACUGUCUUAUAUUCACAACUAAUGAAAUAUUUUAACAGAAAAACUGUCUGCCAGCGUGGAACACCAAGGUCACACACACCGAUUCAAACUUUUAUUUGUGGUUACUGGCUUCAGUAACGCUGCUGGAUUGUGUUUUUUGAUCAGACUAUUUUUUGUUUUUUUGUUUUUUUUUCGAGAAUGGUGCUGUUUAAUAUCUCCAGUCCCUUUUCCAUCUCCACUAUCAUCCCUCGCCCCCCCCCUCGAGAAUGGUGCUGUUUAAUAUCUCUAGUCCCUUUUCCAUCUCCACUAUCGCCCCCCCUCGAGAAUGGUGCUGUUUAAUAUCUCCAGUCCCUUUUCCAUCUCCACUAUCACCCCCCCCCCUUGAGAAUGGUGCUGUUUAAUAUCUCCAGUCCCUUUUCCAUCUCCACUAUCACCCCCCCCCCUCGAGAAUGGUGCUGUUUAAUAUCUCCAGUCCCUUUUCCAUCUCCACUAUCACCCCCCCUCGAGAAUGGUGCUGUUUAAUAUCUCCAGUCCCUUUUCCAUCUCCACUAUCACCCCCCCCCUCGAGAAUGGUGCUGUUUAAUAUCUCCAGUCCCUUUUCCAUCUCCACUAUCACCCCCCCCUUGAGAAUGGUGCUGUUUAAUAUCUCCAGUCCCUUUUCCAUCUCCACUAUCAUCCCUCGCCCCCCUCGAGAAUGGUGCUGUUUAAUAUCUCCAGUCCCUUUUCCAUCUCCACUAUCACCCCCCCCCUCGAGAAUGGUGCUGUUUAAUAUCUCCAGUCCCUUUACCAUCUCCAAUAUCAUCCCUCGCCCCCCUCGAGAAUGAUGCUGUUUAAUAUCUCCAGUCCCUUUUCCAUCUCCACUAUCACCCCCCCCCCUCGAGAAUGGUGCUGUUUAAUAUCUCCAGUCCCUUUUCCAUCUCCACUAUCACCCCCCCCCUCGAGAAUGGUGCUGUUUAAUAUCUCCAGUCCCUUUACCAUCUCCAAUAUCAUCCCUCGCCCCCCUCGAGAAUGGUGCUGUUUAAUAUCUCCAGUCCCUUUUCCAUCUCCACUAUCACACCCCCCUCGAGAAUGGUGCUGUUUAAUAUCUCCAGUCCCUUUUCCAUCUCCACUAUCACCCCCCCUCGAGAAUGGUGCUGUUUAAUAUCUCCAGUCCCUUUUCCAUCUCCACUAUCAUCCCCCCCCCCCUCGAGAAUGGUGCUGUUUAAUAUCUCCAGUCCCUUGUCACGAAAUCCGCGUGUUCAGAUUUCUUUACGUACUCUUUUUAUUUGCUCAGCACACACUCUUAUCUCAGGGGAGACGUUAGGAGGACAGAGAUGUUAUUACUCCUAGUGGGAUAUAGUUUGUGCUCUGGACCCGCAGUAUACCCAGAUGACUAAUAUAGAACUCAAGAAAUUGACAGACUCAUGUAUUUAAAGUGUUUUUACGAAUCGGAGUAUGAUCAGUACUCGUUCGGUUUAUUAACGGUUAAAUAUUGGAUAGAGUAGCUACAGGCUACGGCGUAUCCCCAGCUGAAAGACACACUGGGCAGUCCAGUGUCUUAACAGAUAUCAACGUUAACACUUUAAUACAUGUAUAUAUGUGUUAAUCAAGGCCGACAAGCAGGCCAAGAACACGUCAUCUAAAGUACCCAAUGGUCUAUUUCAGCACGUUCAACAAAACUCUCUCUUAUUUCUAAAACAUAGCGUGAGUCCCUUAUGGCAAUACAUGCAAUACAUGUGAGAUAAAAUAAUAAUAAUUGCUUAAUGCUUACCCUUUAAUAUAAAUCGUAAAAGGAUAUGGCUGUCUUCACCAGGCAAAUGAAACUGAAUUCAAUCAGCUCAACUGUGUAGGUUUGCAAAAGAUGGACCACCUUGCCCUGUCUGGGAUGAGUGUGGUACUCCAUUGAAAUUACUCUGGAGUUUUAUAGGUUUUUCGUCUCAUUGGAAUACAUGGGACGCCUCAAUUAAAUCCAAUCAUUAAUCAGGUGAGACAGUUCUUAUCCAUUUUACAAACAAUAGUUUUCAAAAGAUCCGGACUAACUUUUCAGAAUUAAUAGGUGUCAUGUACUCAAUAAAUUCAAUAUCUCAUUUCUAACUCCAAACAUAUGAUCUCAUUUCUUUGCUUUCUUCCGAGCCCCUCCUUUAUCUGAAAAGUUAAGUGACCCAAGGUUCCCAGGAUCUUGGUUUAUAAUAUAAUAUAAAAACACUACUGCAUGCAAAACACUAAGUUUAUAUGUGUUAUAUAUGAGACAUGUUCUUAAUAUGUGACAUCAUCUUCUAAGUGAUUAUAUUAUGCUAAAUUAAAGGUAUGUGUUUCUUUUAACUUCA
Messenger RNA from Acipenser ruthenus (sterlet), 4195 nucleotides. RefSeq lists its product as uncharacterized. The transcript is spliced from 6 exons. NCBI's taxonomy places the organism in Eukaryota, Metazoa, Chordata, Actinopteri, Acipenseriformes, Acipenseridae. The coding region runs from base 737 to 1762 and encodes 341 amino acids. The record is from RefSeq and is a predicted model, not a curated record.